Elephantulus edwardii (Cape elephant shrew) is the source of this 1659-nucleotide messenger RNA. RefSeq names its product ubiquitin associated protein 1 (gene UBAP1). The transcript has 7 exons. Gene Ontology annotation, biological process: ubiquitin-dependent protein catabolic process via the multivesicular body sorting pathway. The annotation marks the transcript as partial. Gene Ontology annotation, cellular component: ESCRT I complex. Gene Ontology annotation, molecular function: ubiquitin binding. Lineage: Eukaryota; Metazoa; Chordata; Mammalia; Macroscelidea; Macroscelididae. The record is from RefSeq and is a predicted model, not a curated record.
AGGACUUAAACAUGGCGGCUGCGGUCCUUGGGCUGUCUGCGGUGUUGGCUUGGCCCGGGGCGGCCAGAGUUGGAGGUGGUGGCGUUCGCUGUCCCUAGGGGCUGUCCGGAGCUUUGCGGGAACUGAGCCUGGGCGGCCGGCCGGCGCCAGCACCUUUUGGUUUCUGGGACGGCGGCGGUAGCGGCGUUCAGGUUCUAAAUGGCUUCUAAGAAGUUGUGUGCAGACUUUCAUGGGCCUUUCAGUUACCUUGAUGAUGUUCCAUUUAAGAUCGGAGACAAGUUCAAAACACCAGCCAAAGUUGGUCUGCCUAUUGGCUUCUCCUUGCCUGAUUGUUUGCAGGUUGUCAGAGAAGUACAGUAUGACUUUUCCUUGGAAAAGAAAACCAUCAAGUGGGCUGAAGAUAUUAAGAACAUCCAGGAAGCCCAACGGGAAGCUGAGCGCAAAGCUGAGGAAGCAGAAACUAAAGUGAAUGCUCAGAGCGGCCCAGAGGGUGAUAGCAAAAUGGGCUUCUCCAAGACUCACAGCACAGCUGCAAUGCCACCUCCCAUUAACCCCAUCCUCGCCAGCUUACAGCACAACAGCAUCCUCACCCCGACUCGAGUCAGCAGCACUGCCACAAAACAGAAGGUUCUCAGCCCACCUCACACAAAGGCAGAUUUCAAUCCUGCUGACUUUGAGUGUGAAGAAGACCCAUUUGAUAAUCUGGAAUUAAAAACUAUUGAUGAGAAGGAAGAGCUGAGAAACAUUCUAGUAGGAACCACUGGACCCAUCAUGGCUCAGCUAUUAGACAGUAACUUGCCUGGGGGAGGCUCUGGCUCUGUGUUACAGGACGAGGAGGAAGUCCUGGCAUCCUUAGAGCGGGCUACCCUGGAGUUCAAGCCUCAUCACAAACCCAAUGGCUUUAUAACCUUACCACAGUUGGGCAACUGUGAAAAGAUGUCGCUGUCUUCCAAAGUGUCCCUUCCCCCCAUCCCUGCAGUAAGCAAUAUCAAAUCCCUGUCCUUCCCCAAACUUGACUCUGAUGACAGCAGUCAGAAGACAGCCAAGCUGGUGAGCACUUUCCAUAGCACAUCCUGCCUCCGCAAUGGCACGUUCCGGAAUUCCUUAAAGCCUUCCACCCAGAGCGGUGCCAGUGAGCUCAAUGGGCAUCAUUCUCUUGGGCUUUCAGCUUUGAACUUGGACAGUGGCACAGAGGUGCCAGCCCUGUCCCCCUCUUCCCAGAUGCCUUCCCUCUCUGUCUUGUCUGUACGCACAGAAGAGUCAUCACCUCCACAUACAGGUCCCACGGCCACUCCUCCUAAUUUCUCAGUGUCACAAGUGCCCAACAUUUCCAGCUGUCCCCAGGCCUAUUUGGAACUGCAGACACUGUCUCCAAGUGAACGACAGUGUGUGGAGACAGUGGUCAACAUGGGUUACUCCUAUGAUUGUGUCCUGAGAGCCAUGAAGAAGAAGGGAGAGAAUAUUGAACAGAUUCUCGACUAUCUUUUUGCACAUGGACAGCUUUGUGAGAAGGGCUUCGACCCUCUUUUAGUAGAAGAAGCUCUGGAAAUGCACCAGUGUUCGGAGGAAAAGAUGAUGGAAUUUCUUCAGUUAAUGAGCAAAUUUAAGGAAAUGGGUUUUGAACUGAAAGACAUUAAGGAAGUUUUGCUAUUACACAAC